CUGGCUCUGAGGACAUGGGGACUACAGUCAACGGAGAUGUGUUUCAGGAGGCUAAUGGGCCUGCUGAUGGCUAUGCAGCAAUUGCCCAGGCUGACAGGCUGACUCAGGAGCCUGAGAGCAUCCGGAAGUGGAGAGAGGAACAGAAAAAAAGGCUGCAGGAGCUGGAUGCUGCCUCUAAGGUGACUGAACAGGAAUGGCGGGAGAAAGCCAAAAAGGACCUGGAGGAGUGGAACCAGCGCCAAAGCGAACAAGUUGAGAAGAACAAGAUCAACAAUAGGGCAUCUGAAGAGGCUUUUGUGAAGGAAUCCAAGGAGGAGACCCCAGGCACAGAGUGGGAGAAGGUAGCCCAGCUGUGUGACUUCAACCCCAAGAGCAGCAAGCAGUGCAAAGACGUGUCCCGCCUGCGCUCGGUGCUCAUGUCACUGAAGCAGACACCGCUGUCCCGCUAGGUGCCUGCCCUAAGAAUGGCCACAAAGCAUGGGUCUUGCUGAGGCAGAGGAGUGGCUGCUCCAGCCAGGGUGGACCUUCCUCCGGCAGCUGCCACACACAGCCUGUUCUGUUCCUCUGCAUCUCUGGGAGCUGGGAAGUGGGACCCUAACCCCUUUCAACCCCCACUCCCUCCUGGCCCCAUGUCCCAGCCCUCACGACUCCUCUCAGUCCACUCAAUUGUGACUGUCCCUCCUGAUGUAUUUUUUCUUGGCUUAAAGGGUGUGUUAACUCUUUUUACACUUAUUUAUUAUUAUCCUCAUUUCUCUGGAAGCUGCAA
Messenger RNA from Cricetulus griseus (Chinese hamster), 766 nucleotides. NCBI's taxonomy places the organism in Eukaryota, Metazoa, Chordata, Mammalia, Rodentia, Cricetidae. The record is from RefSeq and is a predicted model, not a curated record.